AUGGCCGACCUCAACACUGGUACUCGCAACAUCGUGCGCGAAGACCCUCCCACUCCCAACGUGCCAGGAGCUUUUCCCGGCGAGUCGAACAAGUCUUCCAGCGCUUUGUCUGCAAACAUUGUUGUCCCUCAGACCCAGCCCGUGAUCACUGGAGAGGCACCACAGCCUGGUAGGGACACGGCAAGCCCACGCUCUGCAACCCGUCCAGGCCAGGAUGCACCCAUUGUUACUUCGAUAAACGACCGAAGCCCGUCAGACUACACAUCUCACACCUCUCACCCAACCGAUGGAAUCCAGCCCUCCCUCAAGAAGACAGACGAGGAAAUACUUGCAUCCGCGGCCGAGGAACAGGUCCUGGAGCAAGUUGCUUGCCCCAUCGAGGCUAGACCAGCAGAUAAGCAGGCUCAGGUCGAUGCCGCUCUGAAUAAGAAUGACAACCAAGACACCGUGACUGCUGGCGAGUUUGUCCAGGAAAUUGCAGUCACUGCGACAAGCGCCGCGGCUGCGGCUGCAAAGGCUGCACAAGAAGCCGCGGCAUGGGCUACAAACAAAGCUGUUGAGAACUACCCGGCGGCCAGGGAUACGACUCUCGACGCUGCUGCAACUGCAGGAGAGACGACCCAGUCGGCCGUGCAGAAUGCUGCCUCGGCCCUUCCCGAUUCCGUGAAGAAUGCACUGGGCACAACAACUACGGCGGCCACAGGGAGUGCUGACGCAAACCCUGCCCUCGAAAAGGCCGCCCCUGGCGUUCCGGCUACAGUGCAAUCGUCUCUGGAGCGGUCUGGUGAGUCGCCCGAGGCGGCGGCAAAUCCAGAGGCUGUCCAGGACAAGCAGAUUCUCGAAUCGCAACUUCUCACAAUUGCCAAGGCUGCUGGAGUCGACACAGAAGAGGAGCAAAACGCACUCAAGGGAACACCCUCUUCCGCUACCGAUGAAAUUCCGGCAAGCAAGGGAGCUGGUACAGUCGCCGCCGUGGGCGCCCUCGCAGGAGGUGCCGCUGCCGCCAGUCAUCAUCAGCAGGAGCCAAGCCAACCUCACAUGCCUCAGCGUGCUGAGAGCACUGACUACGUCAAAAUCUUGGGUACCGAGACCAUAAGGCAUCAGAUCCAUGCCUCUGACAACGACGUUCCCAGGCAGUCCCUUGGCUCGGCUCAUCCUCUCUCGCAGAGCCAGAAUGCCGGAAAUGUACCCGGUACAGGUGUUGGAUCAGUCCAACGAUCUCCUGCACACGGUGGCGGGCCUGCGAGUGGUGUCCCUGAGCAUCGUUCCGCCGUUCCCGCUCCCGGUCACCCUGAAUCUCAGGCCCACCAUGAUAUGCCAACUUCUCUGCAGGCAAAGCAGAGGCAUGACAGCUCCCCAUCCACCAUCCAAGGGGAUGCAGCUGCAAUUGGCUCUGCAGUCGCGGCAGGCGGUAUCGGUCAUGGACUCUCGACAUUCUCGCAUAGAGCUGAGGACCCAACGCAGAACCCGUCACACGUCGAGCAUCCACGAUCGACUGGCACAGCUGCCCAAGCCCCUGGGCACGGGGUUCCCACCCGCCGCGAGCCUUCGCCGCCAAGCUACGGCCAGAGUCAGGACUCAACCCAAAACUACAGUCUCUCAUCUGGGCCUAAUCCUGGAAUCUCAGGCCAUCACGGCUCGGGCAGCAGGCAGUACACCAAUCCUCACCCCGGUGUAGACUCGAAGAUUUCUGGGCGCAAAGAGGAAGAGUCAGUCAACAUUGAAUACAACAAGUUGGGUUCUGGCACGGUAUCCGGGGUUGCAAACCCUCAUUCCAACACGGAGUAA
Molecule: messenger RNA, 1788 nt
Organism: Pyricularia pennisetigena
Lineage: Eukaryota; Fungi; Ascomycota; Sordariomycetes; Magnaporthales; Pyriculariaceae
Exons: 1
Coding region: 1-1788 (595 amino acids)
Source: RefSeq, a predicted model, not a curated record